Molecule: messenger RNA, 3107 nt
Organism: Hermetia illucens (black soldier fly)
Lineage: Eukaryota; Metazoa; Arthropoda; Insecta; Diptera; Stratiomyidae
Exons: 3
Coding region: 579-1373 (264 amino acids)
Source: RefSeq, a predicted model, not a curated record
GCAUCGCCCGUAUGUAGACAGACACCGAGUUUUCCAUAUUCCACUGUGCAGUGCACUUAUCGAAUUAGUGCCCGUGUCGCGUCCUCGGUAAAAUGCAGAUUUUCCAUAACAGUCUGCUCCUCCAGACGGAUUUACUUUAAUCGGCUCCACUUUCAAGGAUUCCAGAGAUCGGAAAUUUGGCAUCUCAAAAGGACGGAAAAUAACUCGCAUCAAUUUGUCCCAGCAUCCUGAAAUCUGGACCGGGAUCAAUGUAAAACCCGACACCUAAAGCUAACGCCUAAUGUCAAGUCAAUAUCCUGAAAAUACGUCACAGAAGUCUGAAUGUCUCGCAGUUCGCCAUAAAGUUUUGCUCGCCGGUAGUUCUGUUAAUUGAAAUUAGUGAAGUUUACCUUGUGGAAAAUGCAAAAGCGAGUGGGCAGUGAUGUGAACACCUCGCAUGUUUGUGAAGGGGAUGUUGUCUCGUGAAAAGUGUGGUGAUUUUAUUUUAAUCCGAAGGAGGAACUUUGGAGUGGACGCUGCCCUCUGAGACUUUAUUUGCGGAAUCACUAACACAAGGCUGUCUGCCAGAAGAUAGCACUAUGGUAGAUGCGCGAUGGCUGCCCAGUGCAUGUGGAAGCCUAAUACCGGCCCUGAUACCUCCGGCACACAUAGCCGUCUUAUGGUUCUUCUGGCAAAACUACGCUCGAUACGUGGACAAAAGAUUCUGCUCGUGUUCUUGCUGGGAUACAGUCUUCAAAGGACCUUACGAAUCAGGCAUCGCGUCCUACAAGCACAUGUACUUCAAUGCGACACAGAACACCAUGAAAAUGUGGCUGCUGACAGUUAUUAGCAUCAUAUCCUUGUAUGAAUGCAUUAAGCAAUUAGUGAUAUUAGUUUUACAGCACAGGGUGAGAUGGACGAUGGUGCUGCUUUUCGUUCUAUCUAUAUUUUCGCAUUAUUAUGCCUGGUGGGCGUAUAUUAACUAUUACAACGAUGAAUACUACGAACAAUGGAAUCAUCAAUUGUUUUUCACGAUAACAGAACUGAUGUCAACAGUAAUGGUAAUGCAUUUAGCCAGCACAGAUAACGCGGUCACAUCGAAAAAGAUACUUUGCAUAGUUGGUAUCGCACUCCUGCACAUAGCCGCGAGCAGUUUCGACCAGUUCAUCAUGAAUGUGAUUCGAGGUGAAGGAUACGCGCACCAGGUUGUGAGAGAUUUAGGAUUUAUGAUACCCGACAUGCUGCAGCUUAUCAUACCCAUUUGGCUGUUCCGUCAAGCCCGCCGUGAAUGCUAUACAACAAAGCCCUUUCAUCGUGAUCGCAAUCUACACAAGGAUAUUGUUACAAUGUUAUUUUUUGUAUUUGUACUAUUCGCGAUAUGUUCAAUACUUUGAAUGUUUCAUACAGAGGAAUUGAUGUGCCCUAAUGGAUAUCCUCUAUGGCACUAUAUGAUAAUAACUUCCAAGUAAAAAUUGGAUAAAGCAGGUGGUAUAUAUAAAUAGCCGUGUUUUGAUCGGUUUGUUUAGAGGUAACUGUGUGAUGUCGUCGAUAAUAAUUGUAUUGAUACCGCCAUGCAUCUGUUUUAUUCUUUUUCGCUGUAAGGACAUAUGGAGAGAAAUUCCAACUUUCCAAAACUGCAUAUCAUAAAUCCCACCAAUUAUACAAGAACUCUUUUCGGAAUAUGGAACUCAAGCGGACAUGAACUUCAGUGAACCUAUGUUACUGCUUUCAAGAAGGAUCCAGAAAACAAAACAUAAAGAGCGACCUGAAGCUAUCAGUUCCAGAGAUAUCUUAUUUUUCAUCGGAAAAACCACCAAACAUGCAUCCAUAUCUGCUAAGUUGGGAAUUCCUCCAUUUUACGAGUUUUUAAUAUUCAUAACAAAAUAGCAUGAGCGGUACGGCGAAAAUAUUGUUAAAAUUAUGCAAUUUAAAUUAUAUUAAUUUAUAAAGUUUGUAGUGGGAACUUUGUUGAAUUGAAUCCAACGUCAAAGCCUUCUUCCAUCUGACAUUGAAUCUUUUGGUCAACGCGGAUGCUUUCGCGAAUUAUCGAAUUUUCAUUCUUCCAUUAUUUUUAUUUGAUAGUUACUUAUCUUUAUUAAAUAGAACAUAAAAAUGAAUUUAAAUGAAAUUAAUCCAAUAAGUAGUGCCCAUGAAAGUUAGAAGUAGUGUAGACAUAUCAUUCCAAUUAUUUCCAUUUUAUAAAAAUUUUUUUGUACCUAAGCGGAAGUGUAUCAAAAAAUAAUCAAAUUUGAUUUCAACUCGAAAAAAUGAAACAAAAAAGUUUUCCCAAAUAUUAAUUACUAAUCUACGCACAAUAUAUUAGUUAAUUCCUACUUCCCCUUUUUGGCCGUCCAACGGAAGGUUCACACCAGUUCUGCUUUUUCUGUUUUUAUCCAUACCUACCCUACCCCAAAAUAGUGUGGCUUGCAAUGCAAAUCUUGUCAUAUUCUUAUUAACUACAUGUCAACGUCCCACGACCCCGACUUUAGUUUGGGAAGAGAAGAAAGAAGCAAAGCUGUAGAGAGAAAAUCCGGCCCCGGGGUGAAAAUAAAGUGGAAAAACGGUGAAAAUUAUAUGAUGCGAGGUGAUUAUUAUGGCGACCCCACAUUACCCCUCUUUUCGUUGAAAUCCCUAUUCCGGGCCAUGAUGAAACUCCGAGCCCGGGGAAAUACCUCCUUUUCGACCCCUUUCCCGCAUGUCUAAGCAGAAGUGUUUAUGGGCCGGCACACAAAGAUGGAUAGUAUGAAACGUUCCCUUGACAAAAGCCGAUAAUUUCACCGAAUAAUUGAAUACGUCAAACUUUGUGCCAACGAAACAUAAUUUGCAGCAAACUUGUAUGCCAUUUGUAAUCAUAUCAGUAACUAUUCCUACAAUCAGGGACACCAUGAUUGAACGUCGCCCUAAACACCAUGGUCUUAUCGGGCCAAAUUAUCUAAAGACCAAUAAACAAAUUUUGAUUCGCCAAAAUAAAGUAAAAAUUUUACCUUAUCGAAAUUGAAUCUGAAGUAGUCUAAGAUUCGCACCUUAAAAAAAUCUUUUCGUUUUUUUCGGAGAAACUUUCAAUUUUUUCUCCGUCAAAGAAGCUUUCAAUCUAACGCAUUUCAAUGCUCUUUGAGGUGUAGGCCUGC